This is a messenger RNA of Gigantopelta aegis, 648 nucleotides long. Its product is annotated as protein air1-like. Gene Ontology annotation, molecular function: nucleic acid binding; zinc ion binding. The transcript has a single exon. The coding region runs from base 1 to 648 and encodes 215 amino acids. The record is from RefSeq and is a predicted model, not a curated record. NCBI's taxonomy places the organism in Eukaryota, Metazoa, Mollusca, Gastropoda, Neomphalida, Peltospiridae.
AUGAAGUUCAAAACAGUGGAGGGGGUGGAGUAUUUUCGAGUGCUUCGUGAUAAUCAGUUGAAGGUGUGUUACAACUGCAUGUCGGACAGUCACGUUAUAAAAGAUUGCCCUGAUAUUGUGUGUAAUUUCUGCAAGGAAAAGGGACAUUACGCGAAGAACUGUAACAAAACUUUUCUUUGUGACAAAUGUGGUAACAAGGAGGAAGAGUGUGUGUGUAGCGUGCAUGAAGAUGACAGUGAGUGGAUUGAUGUCAGUGACAGUGAAAAUGAUGCAAUGAAUGAAGACGUGCCUGAAAGCCAAGUGACAGUUGAAAAGGCUACGCAGGAAAAACAUGUAGGUGAUAAUAAAGAUAAAAUACCAGUUUCGUCGAACUUGGACAAACAGCACACAAAGAUUGAAUUCAAAGCCGUGAAAUUGAGUGGCAGUAGUGACAACAAGGACGCUGAUACAAUAGCAAAAGAAAUUGACAAUUCUCAACAACGAAAGCCAUCGCGUCGGUCACGGUUGGUCAAGCGCCCUGCAGAUGAGGCAGUCUGGAGUACUGUGUCAACAAGAAAACAAAAGAGACAAGCCGCGCGUGCAAAAGGUGUGGAUGAGAGUUUAAAAGAGAGAAGAAUGAGUGAUUGUGUGAGUGUGGAUAAGAAUUAA